CCCCCUGGAGGCGGGGCUGGCGGGCGGGGGUCUAGGAAGUCGGACGGCGCGAGACGUGCCCCCGCCCCCGGCGCGUCCCGGCAGUUUCUGCGCCUGCGAGCGGCGGCGGCGGCGGGUCCCGGCAGGAGCCGCUGCGGUUGUUUCCCACACAGAGGAGCUCUCUCAUGGAGUGACUUCCUGGGUCUUCAGGCAGCCAUGGAGGAUAAACCGUCUGUCUGGGGCUCUUUGAAACAGCGGACCAGGCCUUUGUUAAUCAACCUCAGCAAGAGGAGGGUGAAAAAGAACCCGAACAAGCCCCUAGACCUACGGGUAAGGCGUUCCCUGGACCGCCGCCUUAGCCUCUCUGUCCCUGACCUCUUGGAGGCUGAGGCCUUGGCCCCAGAGGGCAGGCCUUACUCUGGGCCCCAGUCAUCAUACACCUCGGUGCCCAGCAGCCUGUCAACGGCGGGGAUCUUGCCCAAGAGCAGCAGUAGCUCCUUGAAACAGUCUGAGGAGGAAUUGGACUGGAGCCAGGAAGAAGCCGGCUACCUCCGUGUGGUGGAAACGGACUCGGAGGAGGCCUAUGCCUCUCCCGCCGAGGACAGGAGGCCUUCUAGCAAUGGCAUCCUGGAUCUGCUGCAGAAGACGCCGGCUGGAGACGAGGCCCUGGAAGAGCCAGAGAAGCUAUGUGAAAGUGGUGAUCUGAAUGCUUCUCUGACAUCCCAACAGUUUGAAGAACCAUCUAUGUUUGGGGAAGCCGGCGAUGGCUUGAGUAAUCUGCCCAGUCCUUUUGCCUACCUCCUCACCAUCCAUCUGAAGGAAGGCCGGAACCUGGUCAUCCGGGACCGCUGUGGCACAAGUGAUCCCUAUGUGAAAUUUAAGCUGAACGGGAAGACGCUGUACAAAAGUAAAGUCAUAUAUAAGAACUUGAACCCAGUUUGGGAUGAGAUAGUUGUACUUCCCAUUCAGAGCCUUGAUCAAAAGCUCCGUGUGAAGGUAUAUGACCGAGAUUUAACUACAUCUGAUUUCAUGGGUUCUGCCUUUGUCGUUCUCAGAGAUCUUGAGCUUAACAGAACGACUGAACAUAUUUUAAAAUUGGAAGAUCCAAACAGUUUAGAAGAGGACAUGGGGGUGAUUGUGUUAAAUCUGAGCCUAGUGGUAAAACAGGGUGAUUUCAAGAGACAUCGUUGGUCAAGUCGGAAGCGGUUAAGUGCCAGCAAGUCCUCUUUGAUACGUAACCUGCGGCUCUCAGAGUCCCUGAGAAAGAACCAACUCUGGAAUGGGAUUAUAAGUAUAACGUUGUUGGAAGGGAAGGAUGUCGCAGGAGGAAGCAUGACAGAGAUGUUUGUCCAGUUAAAACUGGGAGAUCAGAGGUAUAAAAGUAAGACACUGUGUAAGAGUGCAAAUCCGCAGUGGCGGGAACAGUUUGACUUUCACUACUUCUCUGACAGGAUGGGCAUUUUGGACAUUGAAGUGUGGGGAAAAGACAGCAGAAAGCACGAGGAGCGUCUGGGCACGUGCAAAGUGGAUAUCUCGGCCCUCCCUCUCAAGCAAGCUAACUGCUUGGAGCUGCCGCUGGAGAGCUGCCUGGGGGCUCUCCUGAUGUUGAUCACACUUACUCCCUGUGCCGGAGUCUCGGUCUCAGAUCUGUGCGUUUGCCCCUUGGCAGACCCCGGCGAGAGAAAGCAGAUUGCCCAGCGAUACUGCUUCCAGAAUUCUCUGAAAGAUAUGAAGGAUGUCGGCAUUUUACAAGUGAAGGUUUUAAAGGCAGUAGAUCUCCUAGCAGCAGAUUUCUCAGGGAAGAGUGAUCCUUUUUGCUUGUUGGAAUUAGGCAACGACCGACUUCAGACACACACCAUCUACAAAAACCUCAACCCCGAGUGGAACAAAGUUUUUACCUUUCCUAUUAAAGAUAUCCAUGAUGUUUUGGAAGUGACAGUCUUUGAUGAAGAUGGAGAUAAACCUCCUGAUUUUCUUGGAAAAGUUGCCAUUCCCUUGCUGUCCAUUCGAGAUGGACAACCAAAUUGCUACGUGUUGAAGAAUAAAGAUUUAGAACAAGCUUUUAAAGGAGCUAUUUACUUGGAAAUGGACCUCAUAUAUAACCCGGUCAAAGCAAGUAUUAGGACUUUUACUCCCAAAGAAAAGCGCUUUGUUGAAGAUACCCGCAAGCUGUCCAAGAAGAUCUUAUCGAGGGAUAUAGACCGUGUGAAAAGAAUCACCAUGGCAAUGUGGAAUACAAUACAGUUCCUUAAAAGCUGCUUCCAGUGGGAAUCCACGGGGAGAAGUGCCGUUGCAUUUGUGAUGAGACACAACAUGAACCUUGUACGAUCGUGUUGAGGGUACUGUGGCUGUUCACUUUAAGACGUAAGCAAAGCAUACGUUUUCUAAGGAUUCCUAUGGGUGCGGAUAGGAUAUAUUCAUAUAUCUUAUGUUGAAAGCAGGGUUAAAGACAAGUGGCCUAUAAAGAUAGAAGUCCACAUGGUGUCUGGUCAGAAGUGGGUGGACAAACAUGGGGUGAAUUUAUCUAUUAGACUGUCCAGGCAUAAGCCCCUCCACCCUGGGAUUAAUACCCUCUCCACUUACCCAGGGGACUGUACUCCUUCCCAACACUCGGAGAAGAGUGUUUUUAAUUCACUGGAACAUGCUAUGCGAAUGUUGCCUACAACCUUGAGUUCAUUGUUGUAAGAAAUUAAAUUUGGAUUUUUUCAGAGGGGUUGAGCCAUUCCGAAGCAUGUGUCUAUAGGCUUGAUUUCUGUUUUGUUAGACAACAGGAUAUCUUGCUCAUUGUUGUCUCUUGAGUCUUUCUCUUUCCUCCAGAUUUUCUAGAUAUUUUACUUUGUGGCAUUUUCUGAGCUUGACUCAUUAUAAAUUAAAUAUGUAUAUAUUUUCUUUUUCUGCUCAGAGUCCCUAUUCUCAACUUUUCCAAUGGGAAAGCAAAUUAAUAGGAGAUGUCACUUUAUUGACAGAGGCCAAGGGUAACUAAAAAUCAUGCUUAGAAGAAGCACAUCUGGGUAUUUCCCUGUGAAUGGAUUUGUAAUUACACAUGGUGUUUCAUAGACCUGCACAUGGCCAUUUUCAGACACAGACUUUCACCUUUAGGGAUCUUUAAGAGCUCACGUUUCGGUGCUUACUGUGUAUCUAGUGCUGUCUAAAGCCUCUUGGAAAUGUUACCUCGUCUAGUCCUCACCAAUACCUGCUGAUGUAGGUACCAGUUAUUGCCUUCUUUGUACAGAUGAGAAAAAUGAACCCAUAGAGGUUAAAGAGAGUGUCAGAGCUCAUAUGCUUUUAAGCCCAGCUGGGAUAUUAACCCAGACCAUCAGGCUUUGGAGUCCAUGUGUUUAACCAAUGGGCUAUACUACCUCUCACUGAUGUUCAGAAUGCAGUAAUUGUGGUCCUUGUACUUAAAUAGAUGAUAAUGACUCUAGGGACAAGGACACUGGUCAUUUCAGAUAUGUGUUUAGGUGGAAUGAAUGGGAGUUAAGCCUUUUCCAAGUUGCUUUGGGGGAGGGGGAUCCCUCAUCAUGUGGGUGGGAAUAAUUCUUAGUCAUGGUCAUUAACAUUGGCAAGAGAUAGAGCCAGAACUGAAGAGGCAUAAGGUGGAGAUGUCUGUGCCAUAUCUGUGGAAGAGCCCGGACCCUGGGAAUCACAUGCACAUGACAUCCUUGGAAUCUAGCUGGAUGGUCUGGAAAAUCUCAGUGGCUGGUUCCAGGCUGAGACCCAAAUUGAAGACGGAGUUAUUUUUACCCACAUUUCAGGGGAAGCUCUUAGAUGAUGGAGAGCAUGAAGGCUGAAAACAACUACAUGAGGGGGGUCAUGGAUAGACUAUAUACUUUUGCCAGAUUCCUUUUGAGAAUUCCAGGUUAUUCGAAAUAAGGAAUAAGAGUAGAGACAAGGACAUUUAUCUAUCUAUCUACCUUAGUGCAUUCCUUCAAAAUGUCUUAAGGCAACAACUAUCAUAGAAAGAGAUAGAUCCGUAUUUCUUGUGGUGGGGAGCAAUGGGGUACUCUAUAGUCUAUCCCCAUGUUUCAAUACAAAUACAUUAUUUAAUGAUAGGAUAAAUGGAAUUUGUUCUCCAAAGAUAAUUCUGCAUUGUGAUGUUUGUACCAUAGAAUCAGUCAUCUAUAGAGGGUUUUUGUUUUAUUUUUCUGUUGGGUACAUGUAUUUUACAAAUUCCAAUACUGUCUUUGAAAAGACCUAAAGUUACAUUAUGGCAAAAGUAAGUGUUUUUUUUUUUUAUGACAAAAAAGCAUUUACUUGACAGACGGCAUCAUCAGAAGAUUAUUUUAAAUAGCAAAGUUCUCCUAAUGCUGUAAAAAAGGAUUGCAUUUUUUUUUUCUUCAAUUUUCUACGAGUCUUUCAGGCACACACCUAUUGCUUCAAGAGAGGCAAGUCUGUGGGGCAUUGAUGGAUUCCUUAUUUUAUUAAAUUUUUACUUGGACGUUUGAUGUUAAAAAGUAAUCUAAAUCUACCAUAUAUCAAUGGGUAUCUUCAUAAAGCUAUGGUUUUAACAUCUGUGACUUUUUUCCUCAAUUUUUUGAGUGUCAGAAAAUGAAGAAUUUCUUCUUCAGAGUCGACAGGGCCUGUAAUAUGAGACAUAAUUUAAAGCAUCAAUCAACCUCUCCUUCUCCAAUAAGGUUAAAAAUACAGUUCCCCACUUUCUCAGUGAAAUUCCAUAUUUAGCAUACAUGGGAUUCUUAGCUUUGAGAGAUCCUGGAAUGUUGAGAAAGGUGAAAUGACUUCUCAUCGAACUUACAAACAACAGCAACAGUAACGGAAUGGACCCUUCCAACCCACAUGCUACACGGGUGAAUAAACACACACACACACACACACACACACACACACACACACACAGGAGACUAAGAAGCAAAGGUAUCUGGGAGAUACAAAGUUUCUCCGUGAAACAUUUUAUGGAAACAGUUUAAUUAGCCCUUUUAUGAGAUCUUGAGGAUUACUUCUGUCCAGGAUCCAUUGUGUGGUCUAAAGAAUAUUCAGGUUGAAUGUACUUUGCUACAAAUGACAGCGAUAAUGGGAAUUUUGUUUUUACAUCAGACUUUUAAAAUAGUGCUGGUCCAUGUCUUCUCGAUGCUUUUGAUAUUUAUGUAUUAACUGUGUCUAAAAGAUUUACUUCUUCUCUAAGUUCUAUCAUCAAUUUAUUCACAACUUGAUGCACCUGCAUUUGAUUAAGCAUUUGGUGGCCGUGUUUCCAUCUCCACCAGAAGUCAGUUGUAUGUGCAGAACAGACCUCACUGCCUGUUCAGUAGGUGUUUGCGCGGUUGGAGCUCAAGAUUAACAGUAUUUCUCUAAAGCUGAAAAAAAAAAAUCCAGUUCCAAUAACCACUUUGUCUGGAGGAGAAGAUAUUUUUUGACAUUUUAAAUGCAUCCAUAUAUACCUGUGUACAAAAUGUAUAAAUAUAUCGUGUAAAAUGCUUAAAAUAUUUGACAAUUUAUUGUUUUAUUUAACAUUUAUAAGAUGAUUUCCCAAGCCUUCCUUUCACAGAGGACUACAUAAUAUACCUUCAAAAAUAUUUUAAAGGGUGUUUUUCAGCAUUUUUUUCUCAGAACAAUCCAUCAUCACACAUUGUGAUUAUAAUUUUUUACAACAUAAUUGCACCUUCUAUUGACAACUUCUCAGGCAUUAACUAAUUAUGCCAUUUAAUAAAAUUACAGUAAUUGCAUUAAAAGAUUAUCUGUUGAAAAUUUAAAAGGACACUCUUAACUACUCUAGCAUAUUUUCAUGUUUAUAUUUUCAACUUUGUAAUUGAAUUGCACUCUCAGACAGAAUCAUAGCUAGGGUAACUGAAAUCAUUUGGUAUUUUGGAGCAUCCCAAUUUGACUAGUAAGCAUGAGAUAUAUAUAUUUUUUUAAUUCCUAGAAGAACAUACAUUGCCGGUCUUCACAUGGCCCCAUUAGAUAACAAGCGAAUGGUUAACUCUCACUUUUGUAUGACAGGUGCCAGCUCUGUAUGGGAAUGCUUUUGUCUCUACCUACUGCCUCCUCUAAGCUUUCUUGAGGGAUACACACACACACACACACACACACACACACACACACACGUUUUCUGCCUUCUGUGAGUUUUCUGGUUGGGAGCCAUCGUCCUUUGCAGAUUCUCAGUGAAUUCAGUCUAGUUCUCUACUGUCCAGAAAUAUCCUACUGUUAAUUUGAACUUGGUCCUGACUGUAGGGUCUUAAUCUUAGAGAAAGAAGAGAUCAGGAGGUCAUGUCACUCCUUGACCUAGCUAGUGCCCUCUUUAGGCUUGCCCCAUUCAUUCGCUCCCUCGCUUUCUACAACCAUUGUCCAGCAUCUCAAGCACUAUUAGAUACUGAGAUACAAAGAUGAAACUGUCAUGCUAAGUCCUCCCCAGUCCCUUAUCUGCCUCCCUUCUCCCCCCAUCUCCCUUCAUUCCUCUCUCCCUUCCUCCUCCUCAUCCAUCUACCCCUCCUCCCAGCUUCUCCCCGGCCUCCCUCCCCUUUUCUCUUGCCACCUCCCCUCCCUGCCUCCCUGCCACUCUCCACUGCCCUCCUCUUAAAGUUGAAACCAAAGCGGUGCCAUUUAAUGAUGGACACACCCCAUAAGAAAAAUGAAAUGUGUCCUUUGGAGAUGAACUUUGAUAAUAUGCAAGGGAAUAUUUUAAAAAUAGGAAAUGGAGGGGAGCACCUGGGUGUCUCAGUGGGUUAAGCCUCUGCCUUCGGCUCAGGUCAUGAUCUCAGGGUUCUGGGAUCGAGUCCCGCAUCGGGCUCUCUGCUUGGCAGGGAGCCUGCUUCCUCCUCUCUCUCUCUCUCUUUCUCUCUCUCUCUGCUUGCCUCUCUGCCUACUUGUGAUCUCUCUCUGUCAAAUAAAUAAAAUCUUAAAAAAAAAAAAGGAAAUGGGUUACAAGAGUGGGUAGGGAUUAUUAUCUGGUAUCACUAUUGGUAGGUGUGGUGGUAUUCUCCUAACUCAGAGGCUUCAUGAGAGCAGGUGCACACGUACGUGCACAUAGCUGCUGAUUCAUCACGGAGGAUGUUAGGUAAGGACUUGGGGAAGACCUGUUCCAGGAUAGGACAGAAAUGCAGAUCAUUGUAUUAUACACAAUACUCUAUGGUGUUCACGCAUCAACUCUUUCUAGGGCUCAUUCAUGGGCAUAGAAUCACCAAAUGCCAAGCACAUGGCUCUGUCUUUAAAGCUCUGAACAUUCCUCAUGUUUGAUCUAAUAAAUUAAUUCUUCACAUCAAAAAUGGAGGAAUUUUAUUUCUAUGACCUAAUAAUUCAGGUUAAUGUGAAAACACUAAGGGUUUAUUCAGUGUAUUGUAGCCAUAUGUUGGAAGGAUUGUGAGCUACACAAUGACAAAGGCCCCAUUUUCUACUUCUGCGUAUGUCCUUAAUGGCUUACGUGUUGUGUACACAGUAGGAUUCUGAUCAACGCUUCUUGGGAGAGAGUUAGAACCAGUACAAACCAUCUAUGAUCAGACACUGCUUUCUUUUUAUUCUAAUUCCUCCUCUGACCGUGACAGCCUGGGACCCCAUCAGAGGGUAAAAUCCAAAGACAGUCUAACAGCUGCAUCAUAACCUUGUGUAGUAUGCAUUUUUCUAGCUUUCUCUUGAUGUUGCCCAUCCAAGGGGGUGGUGCUGAUCUAAAGCAAAAGGGCCAAAAGGCAGCCAGCAGUUGGAGAACCAGGGGGAAAGGGGGAAGGAGCUGGCAAAUCUCUAACCCAGAUCAGCAUCCCCCAAAGGAGCAGGAUUUUAUUUUAAAUUCUCAUAGAGUUGAGUGCUUUUUUCCCCUCUUUCUCCAUCUGUUUCUGUAUGUGACACCUGGAUGUGCAAACAUUUUGUAUGAUGCAAAAAUGAAAAAAAAAAAUCUAGAAAUAAAAGAGAAGGAGAGGGAGAAAAAUCACCAAUGUGUGUGUGAAAAGUUAUAACUGGUUCCCCGCUUUGGUUUGGACCUGUUGAAGAGCCAUGUUCAGCACUUGUACUUCUGGCUAAUUUGAUGCUGCUUUUUUUUUUUUUUUUUAAAAUUUUAUUUUUUUUUUUAUUUGUGGUCCAAGCUUUGUCAUUUAUUUCUAAGCUGUCAUUUUUAUUAGUCUCUCUGGCUGAUCUUUGGGGCUCCCCAUCAGGGCACGUGCUCUCCGUUGUCUGGCUGGGCUUGGCAAGUGGAUGGCCCUUUUAUUGCCAUGUGCGAUGCGGGCAUGCUUGCCUUAGCCUGUAGCCUGUAAUUAGACCCACUACAGGCGACAGUUACAGGAGAGCCUGGUAAUCAUUCCAGCUCCCUGAUCCUAUGUUUAUGGAGAGAAACCUUCUUUGUGGUCUGGUGACGGUUUACUAUGCUGUAUUGUACUUUUUGCCGUUUGAUUUAUGACUUCAGAAGGUGUGUUUUGCUGCCUUUCCUCCUCUCUCAGUGUUGUGUCAUUGGCUUUUUAAAUAACAGCUAAUUUCGGGGUGUGGGGGAGACAUUCAGUGGCCUGAUAUUCCAGCUCUCACUUUGAUUGAAAAGAUGCAAAGACAGUUAAUAUCCAAUUCAAUAGGUCCUCCCCUAAGCCGUGUUUCUGUACAAUGUUUGCUGACUUUUAAUCUCACUGGGAUUUUCUUGUAGUCCAAAUUCAUAUGUACCCUGUGUGUGUGUGUGUGUGUGUGUGUACAUUCAUGUAUGUAUGUAUGUAUAUGUAUAUAUGUGUAUAUAUAUAGCCCAGAUCCAUAUAUAUAUUAUAUAUAAAUAAUAUAUACACAUUUAUAUUUAUUUCCUGAAUUCGUAUAUGUGUAUGUUUCUUUAAAAUGACUUUUCUAUUUCUGAGCAAAGUUUUAAAAAUUUUUGUUUCAAGUUUUUGCCAAAGAUACUUCAUUUUGUCAAGAAAAAAAAAAAAGAAGAAAGAAAGAAAUGCCCUUCUCAGCUUACUAGGUGUUGAAAAUGAGACCCUCAUGGCUACUGUUUUAAGUCUGGAGAAACACGGAACUAUAGAAUGUUAAAUUAGAGGCCCUUCACAUUCAGUAAAAUGAUUUUUUCCAAGGCCUCGUGGCUCAUUAGAACAGAGGAUGCUGCUCAACCCCUAUACACUUGUCUAUUAUGUGAUGUUUGUGGUCAUGAACCUUACAAUUAAGGUUUUAGUUCAUGAGUGUGAACUAUGUCUGCAUGGUAGCUGUGAAUUAUGUUCUUGAAAUAAAAGAACAUUUUUUCCUUAA
Molecule: messenger RNA, 9129 nt
Organism: Mustela lutreola (European mink)
Lineage: Eukaryota; Metazoa; Chordata; Mammalia; Carnivora; Mustelidae
Gene: MCTP2
Product: multiple C2 and transmembrane domain containing 2
Exons: 18
Coding region: 196-2316 (706 amino acids)
Biological process (GO): regulation of neurotransmitter secretion
Cellular component (GO): synaptic vesicle membrane
Molecular function (GO): calcium ion binding
Source: RefSeq, a predicted model, not a curated record